AUGUGUACCAUAUCCUUCCAGUCUGGAUGGGGUUCUGGAUGGGGUCCUCGCGGCUGGAUCCCGGUGACCGAGACCCACACUGCGCGGUUGCGAGCCAUGAACGUGGUGCUUGCCGCCGCCACUCAGUGGUUGUUCAACUUUAUCAUUGUCCAAACGACCACGGGCGAGGCCGGCUAUGUUAGUGCUAUUCCGCGACAACCGAGACCAGGUUUACGUAUUGGACAACAAUCUGCCAACCAUGGGCAACAGUUGGACACUUUCUUCAUGUUUGGUAGUUUCUGUAUCCUCAUGGGCAUAUUCGUGUGGUUCUUUGUGCCAGAGACCAAGGGCCUCAUCCAAGAGAAGACGUACGAACUGUUUGGAGUGACGGAGUUGGUCAAGCGGCUGGGCAACGACUCGGAGAGCAACGACUCAGAGACGGGUGCCACGGAGCUACGCAGCAUCCGGGAAGAGCCGGUCGGCACCAAGGGUUAA
Messenger RNA from Ilyonectria robusta, 474 nucleotides. RefSeq lists its product as uncharacterized. NCBI's taxonomy places the organism in Eukaryota, Fungi, Ascomycota, Sordariomycetes, Hypocreales, Nectriaceae. Gene Ontology annotation, cellular component: membrane. Gene Ontology annotation, biological process: transmembrane transport; carbohydrate transport. The record is from RefSeq and is a predicted model, not a curated record. The coding region runs from base 1 to 474 and encodes 157 amino acids. Gene Ontology annotation, molecular function: carbohydrate:proton symporter activity. The transcript is spliced from 2 exons.